UUUUUGAGUUGUUAAAAAUGCUACUAGUAAAUAGCCAUGUGGAAAAACGCGGCUGCCUAGGCAUUGUUCGGAGGUUGACCGCGGCGAAUAUGCCCAAAUCGGUGUAGUUAAGCAUUGUUCCGUGUUGAUCCGCGUAAGAUCGUCUAAUUCCUGCGUAGACCGCCUAAUUUCUUUUAUCGUCCGUGUAAAGUUGAAAUACGGUUAAUUAUUUUUUACUCAUUAUUGACAUAUUAUGUGUAAUUAUUCAUUACUAAAUAAUUACAAUUAGCUAUCAAACCCAAAACAAACACAUAAUUACUGCAUUUAGAGAUUUUUUCGUACCAAAUACACUAUAAUCUAAAUGUUUGACAAAUCAAAGAUAGGCUGUUUAAAAUUAUAUAUAAAAAAUUAUAUAAUUAUAUCUAAGAACAUGUGUCAUCAUGUUUAAAAUGAGCUAAAUAUAUUAUAAAUAUAUUAAAUUGUAUUUGAAACUAGGUUCCGCGUAACCUCUGUGUAUUCCCUGAUUUUUUGGUAACUCGCUAGGUUUGGAGUUACUGCCCGAGUAGCACGCAGCGUAGUUCCGAACAUGGGUAAAUAGGAUUGGAACUAGAAGUGUUGUCAAAUGCAAUUACAAAAAAGGUUGACAUGCUGAAAUUUCUAAACAAAUGGAUCGUUGUUGUCUAAACACAAAAGAAACUGCUUAUCGACAUUUCUAAUUUUAGUUGCUUCUGCAGAAAUAUAAUUUUCAUUGAAUUUCAUAAACGAUUAUCUAUGUUCCACUAUGUAUUCAAAUGAUAGAUGAUAUACAAGCUAACUAAAACACUUAUUAUUUGAAUUAGUAAAUUGUUUUAUUGGAAAAAGCCAGAAUAUUUUUUUUCAUAAAUAUUUUGAUGUUUUCUGUAUUUUAUUUGAAAACAACAUAAUUUUUAAUAAAAUUUUUACUAUUUUAAUUAUAUAGAUUUUUUGUUUUGUAAUUAGGAGUUUUUUUUUGUAUGCUUUUGGUGCCAUAUUAAUAGUCUAGACCGGCAGUGACAAGUUAUAUAAAUAUUCAAGGGUCUCAAGUGACAUUCUUUACCAUUGAGUUUGCACCAUGUGAUCGAGUUCCCUACCGUGUUCACCAAAUCGUACAACGAUGGCUUGCCCCGAUGAACAAUUUCCAGAGAAAUAAAGUACGCUUUUUGAAGUAGAAUAAAUUUCAUCUUAUUAAAUUUUCCUAAAUAUCAAAAGAACACUUACAAUUGAAUUAGCCAAUGCAUGACAAAGUUACAUAUUACAUGACCAAAAAACUAUGACUAACCUAAAUUUUAAAUAUGAAAAUAAUGAUAAUUGGUUUAUAGAUAAUUUACAACAAAUGUUUUUUUUUUUUGCCAACAAUUAGCUAUACUAAUUCGAUCUAGAUACCAAUUCAAAACCCCAACCGGUGGUAUAUAAUCAACAUAAAACAUAGAAGAAUGAGAAUUAGAGCACUUUUUGUGAUUUAGAACAAAGAUUAAGAAUUCAAAAUAAAUAUAUAAAUUAUGUAAUCUACUUUUCACCAUAAAAUACCAUCCAUGCACAUCUUCAUACGUAGUUCUAAAAUGGAAAAGAUAAGCAUGUAAUAUUGCGAACAACUUCUCCGCAUUCGUUAGAAAGAAAAUACUCUAAACAUAAAAAAAAGGGAAAAUUAUUUUUUAGGCCAAAAAAUGAUAAUUAGGUCUCAUUAUACUAAUCUCAUAUAUUUCAAAAUGAUAGUAAUGCCCUUAAAAUUUUAAUUUUAAAUUGUAAUUACAAUUAAUAAAUAAUUACAAUAUAUUUAGAUAUAUUUAAUAUUAUAACAAAAUAUAUUUUUAUAAUUAAAAUAACUAAUAACAAUUAAUAAAAUCUUUUAUUAUAUAUUUAGAUAUAUUUUAAUUUUAUUUUUGAUUUUUUCAUAUAUAGAAACUGAAUAUUUCCAAAUAUUUUUUUCUCAUAUUUUCGGAACUGACUAUCCUUAUCCGUAGAAUAUGUAUUCUACUAUAUGUAGAAUACAAUAAACAUGUUUGAACUCGAUUUCUACAGGUUUUAGAUUUAUAGUAAUGUGUAGAUUUCGAUUUCUAUCGAUUUUAAAGCGAUAUAGGUUAAGCGCAUAAUAUAUAUUCCAAAUAUAUUUAAAUUAUUAUUAUAUAUUUACGUAGAUCACAUAUUCUAAACAUAGUAGAUUCAAUAAAACAAGUGAAUUUCAUUUUCCACUUCGUAUAAGGUCAAUUCUACUUUAUGUAGAACAAAAUCUAAAAUAUGUUUUAAACAUUUUUAGAGCUGGAAAAAAUACCACUAAGUUAAUAUAUGUAUUUCAGCAGUAGUUACUAUUUUCUAAUUUUUUUUUGUUUGUAAAGCUAUUUAUUUGAUUUAUUUUCAAAAAUAAUAAAGGGCAUUGUAGGCAAAAUGAUACAAAAUUGAAAUUAGCCUGAUGGAACAUAUUAUCAUUUUUUUGGCCUAAAAACAAUUUCCCUUAAAAAAGAAUAGUUUUAGCUUACUGGUGUUUUUGUUUUGUAAUUUUUUUUGGUAAAUCAUUUUGUCAACUUAGAAGUUAGAAACCUAUAUAUAUAUAUAAUAAAUAAAAAAUUGAUUAAUAAAACGGAAAUAGCAAAAUUUAACUGAUUGCUUCCUAUAAAUGAGUUCUAAAUAGGGAAUAGAGAACCGUGAUGACCCAUCAGUUUGUAUUAGUGUAUAGUGGAAAACUGAAAAUGGUGAGGCAAGAAAACAUGCAUGUAUGGAAUUAGGCAUUUGUCUCAUGUGCCCAAGGGGGCCAUUCCUUUCUGACUACCAAACCAGCAACACGUUUCCCUUUUGUCAGGGCCCCGUUUCUCGUUCCGCUUCGAUCUUUUUGAUUUGAGAGGAGAUAAAUAAAUUUACCCUUUUCGAAUAUAAAUUUUAAACUCAAAACCUAAUGUUUUUUACAAACCCGCAAGAGUUCUAGAUUUAAUCUCGAUUACCAUUAAAUUUCAAUGGUUCAAAACAUCGUAUUCUUUCGAAACUCCUAAUAUAUUUACAAAAAAUAGUGUUACAAUGAUUUAUUUUGCUUGGAACUUUUAUUCAUUUUUCGGGUAGCUAGUGGCACAUGCGACAAUCUUCUAAACAUGACGACAACAAAACAUUAAACUCAAUGACCAUAUCUCGACUCUUCCAACAAGACAUGCGAGUUUAGGUAGUUUACUUCUAUAUGAUUCGCUUUUUUUGUUUGUCAUAUAUUUUGAAUUAUCAUAAUUUUCCAAAACUGACCGCGUAAAACUUUGGUUUAUCAGUCAAAAAAAAAACUUUGGUUUAGUUCAGUGCUUCAGUUCAACACUUUUGAAGUUACCAAUUCCGUUUGUUUGAUUCUUUAUCAAUUAAUCUAUUUUCUGUAUAUGCAUAUAUUAGAAAAUAGAGAAAUUGAUAACUUUACAAGUGUUGAGCUGAACCGCUGGUUUAGAGCUCGAAAUUGAAUAAAAUUUUGAAAACCAAAAAGUUCAGUUUGGUCGGUUUGAUUUUUAUUUGGUUUGCCUAGAAGUCGCAUGCCUACUUCGAACUAUAAUACUCAUGACAACUGACGGUCUCUUCGUGUAGCGAUUCUACCAUUAAGAAAUCAAAAACCCUAAAAUGCUGGUAGUAGUGAUAUUGAGUUAAUAUAAACAUAUAUAAUAAAGUAUACAUGAGGAAAAUAAAGUGGGGAGAGACGAGAAACGCGUAGAGAAAGAUGGUGACAUGGCUAUGGCCUAACCCCACAUGCAAAUCCCUCUUAUCGUGCCAUGUUGACGUUCUCUUUGGGUCCUACUCUGUUCCCUUCACCUUCAACAUCCCUUCCUUUAUUGUUGCCUCAUUUCUUGUGUUCUCAUCUUUAUUUCUAUUUUAUUAGUAUCUAAUCUACUAAUUUAUCUUUUAUCAUCUCCACAACACAAUUCUCCAGCCAGUGUCUUUCCAGUCUCCUUCCUGUCAAAAGCCUAAUUUAAAUGUUAAUUAUUUAUAAGUGUGUUUAAUUUUUAUUUUUACACAUGUUUGAGCUCUACCUCCACUGGUUAACUCAAUAUCAAAUUUAAAAAAUUUCUUUAAAUGUGAACUUUUCAUUGUGAUAUUGUCAAUAGUCACCUCAUGCACACGAGGAAAACGUGGACCAAAGGACCCGAAAUUUCUAAGAUUUACUAAAAGGAACUUUUUCAUUAUCCAUAAAAAUAGUCCCGCUUACCAGUUUACCAGAAAAGUCAUAUACUCUUUACUUUUUGGAAGUUUCUUUUUUACCAUAGUUGGCGGUAUCUUUUUGAAGAUUCCGUCCUAUCAAGUUUUAUACGUAAACUUCGUUUUAUGGCAAUUAUCAGUGUCAGUUUUCUCUUGUAACUUACUUUUCUUGAUUUGUUCGUUUGUGUUACUCUCAAGAUCGUCUCUUAUUUGCAUUGCCAAGUCAAAAGAAAACUAUAUAUAUAUAUAUAUAUUUUUCUUUCAAAAGAAAACUAUAUAUAUAUAGUCAAAAGAAAACUAUAUAUAUGGAGUAUAUAUUAACUACUUAUGGUCAAAUACAUAUCCUGCUUAAGAAAUUUUUUUCAUUGCGUUGUGUAAUAAUUUGAUAGAUCAUAAAAGAGAUUUGUCUUAGAGGAGCGCGUGCAAUAUCUUAGUUAAGAUUGGAAAGUAAUAAGUUUAGAUUAUUUGAGGUUAUUGUCCGAUCUCACGUUUGUUUGGCCAUGUGACGUGGCAUUUUCAGACCACCAGCCUCUAUAUAAAUAGGCACCCCCACCAAGCUCUUCAAUCCCAAAACACAUUCCAACUUGUAAUAAACACAAACUUUCUCUCUCUAACUCAACUUCUUUGUCCUUGUUUAGUUUUUUUCCUCUCCAUAAAUCAGAGAGAAACAAGAAAAGACAUAACUAUGGCCGUAGACUCUAGCCUCUCGUCGCCAUUGGGACCUCCAGCGUGUGAAAAAGACGCGAAAGCCCUCCGUUUCAUCGAGGAAAUGACUCGAAAUGCAGAUACGGUUCAAGAAAACCUCCUAGCGGAGAUUCUGAGACGCAACGCUGAGACGGAGUACCUCCGUCGCUUCAACCUUGGAGGUGCCACAGACCGUGAUACCUUUAAAUCAAAGCUUCCAAUCAUUACCUACGAAGAUCUCCAGCCCGAGAUCCAACGUAUUGCUGACGGAGACCGAUCUCCCAUCUUAUCCGCCCAUCCCAUCUCCGAGUUCCUCACCAGCUCCGGAACCUCAGCCGGAGAGAGGAAACUCAUGCCUACCAUUCAAGAAGAGCUCGACCGUCGCCAGCUUCUUUAUAGUCUCCUCAUGCCCGUCAUGAAUUUGUAUGUGCCAGGACUAGAUAAAGGAAAGGGAUUGUACUUCCUGUUCGUUAAGUCGGAAACAAAGACACCGGGUGGGCUACCGGCUCGACCAGUCUUAACCAGCUACUACAAGAGUGAUAAAUUCAGGUCCCGACCAUACGACCCGUACAACGUGUACACUAGUCCAAACGAAGCCAUUCUCUGUCCCGACUCCUUCCAGAGCAUGUACUCUCAGAUGCUAUGCGGCCUCCUUGACCGCCUCUCUGUCCUCCGUGUGGGCGCUGUUUUUGCCUCUGGUCUCCUCCGUGCCAUCCGAUUCCUCCAGCUUCACUGGUCUCGCUUGGCCUACGACAUUGAGACAGGUUCCCUCGACUCUGAGAUAACCGACCCGUCUAUAAGGCAGUGCAUGUCUGAUAUUCUCAAACCCGACCAGCACCUGGCGGAGUUCAUCCGCCAGGAGUGCCAGACGGAAAAUUGGGAAGGAAUCAUCACCCGGAUUUGGCCCAACACUAAGUACCUUGAUGUCAUCGUAACUGGAGCCAUGGCUCAAUAUAUCCCAACAUUGGAAUAUUAUAGCGGCGGCCUCCCCAUGGCUUGCACUAUGUACGCUUCCUCCGAGUGCUACUUUGGUUUAAACCUUAACCCGAUGAGCAAACCAUCUGAAGUUUCGUACACCAUUAUGCCCAACAUGGCCUACUUCGAGUUUAUCCCUCUUGGCGGCUCCAAGGCCGUUGAACUUGUUGAUGUAAAGAUUGGCAAAGAGUACGAACUCGUUGUCACGACCUAUGCCGGUCUAUGUCGAUACCGAGUUGGCGACAUCCUCAGAGUCACUGGCUUCCACAACUCAGCACCUCAGUUUCAUUUCGUGAGGAGGAAGAACGUCCUCCUCAGCAUCGACUCCGACAAGACUGACGAGUCUGAGCUUCAGAAAGCGGUGGAGAACGCAUCAAAGCUGCUUCUCAAAGAGUGCGGCACCCGCGUCGCGGAGUACACUAGCUACGCAGAUACAAGCACGAUCCCGGGCCACUACGUCUUGUACUGGGAGUUGUUAGUGAGGGAGGGAGAGAGGCAACCAAGUCAUGAUACUCUGACUCGGUGCUGCCUCGAGAUGGAAGAGUCGUUGAACUCGGUUUACCGGCAAUGCCGAGUCGCUGAUAACUCGGUUGGACCGUUGGAGAUUAGGGUGGUGAGAAACGGGACGUUCGAGGAGUUGAUGGACUACGCCAUCUCAAGAGGUGCGUCAAUUAACCAGUACAAGGUACCGAGGUGCGUGAACUUCACACCUAUAGUGGAGCUACUUGAUUCUAGGGUUGUGUCGGCACAUUUUAGCCCAGCUUUACCGCAUUGGACGCCGGAGAGGAGGAGGAGAUAAGGGCAGGCCCAUGUUUUUCCUUGGUGAAGUCAAAGUCAAAGGCUUUAAAUUGAUAAGCGCUUUGGUAUUGUAAUAUAAUUAGAUUCCUCGCUGGUGAUUAGUUUUUCUUUUCUUUUUCUUUUCUUAGUGUUUUUUUAUAUCUCAUCUCGUUUAUUUUUCCAUGUGGAUUCUCUGUGUGUAAUUUGUUUUCUCUUUCUAGUUGGGACCAAAAAUCCUGGUUAGAGAAGUUUUUAUAUUCCCAGGGACCAUGUAUGCUUUGAUGGAAAUUAUUGUCAUUCUAUCAGUAAAUUUGUUUGAAGAUGCA
Brassica rapa (field mustard) is the source of this 6908-nucleotide messenger RNA. Its product is annotated as probable indole-3-acetic acid-amido synthetase GH3.1. Lineage: Eukaryota; Viridiplantae; Streptophyta; Magnoliopsida; Brassicales; Brassicaceae. Gene Ontology annotation, molecular function: acid-amino acid ligase activity. Gene Ontology annotation, cellular component: cytoplasm. The record is from RefSeq and is a predicted model, not a curated record.